Molecule: messenger RNA, 441 nt
Organism: Akanthomyces muscarius
Lineage: Eukaryota; Fungi; Ascomycota; Sordariomycetes; Hypocreales; Cordycipitaceae
Exons: 3
Coding region: 1-441 (146 amino acids)
Source: RefSeq, a predicted model, not a curated record
AUGUCCUCUUCCAGGAGCAGCAAAAGGUCCAAGGGAAGAAAGGGGAAGAAAAGGGGCGACUAUACGGCGCAGGGUGGCAUUGUAGGUCAGGGCACAAUCGAGGAUCCAAUGAUUCAUUGGUACUACAACCCACCCCGAGAGGAGCGCCGCGAGGCAUUUCACGCCAUCAUCCGUGCAGCGGCAGUCGAGACUGGCUUGACAGUCUGGUGCAUCAGGAGCCUGAUUCAUGAAUCGACUACGGGGGGUGGUGAAAAGACCGACGACGAUCCGCACAUCACAGUUUUUGCCGACGAGCGUCCCGGAAAACCCCAGGACGAGAGAUUCGAUUACGAGGGCCAUGUCUACACUGCCGUCGACGACGAGGGGCUUCCAAAACGGCUCCUGCAUCCUCGAGAGUUUACCGAGGGCUUCAACGAGAUCUCGGCCCCUAUCCUGCUGUAG